ACUAUUCCUGGAUCGGUCGUGUUCUAUCCAACCGAUGCAGUGGCAGCGGAACGUGCCACUGAAUUGGCGGCAAAUACUCGUGGAAUCGCAUUCAUACGCACGGGACGUCCGGCUUGUCCGGUCAUUUAUAAAAACGACGAGGUUUUCGAAAUCGGCAAAGGAAAAAUUGUGCAUGAAGCCAGCAAACCUAAAGUGCUUCUAAUUGGCGCAGGCGUAACACUGUACGAAGCACAAAAAGCGGCAGAGAAACUAAAGUCAGAAAAUGUCGAAGUGCUUGUGCUGGACCCAUUCACAAUUAAGCCACUGGAUAAGAAACUGAUUGUGGCGUCAGCGAGGAGAGCAGGAAACCGUAUUAUCACGGUUGAAGACCAUUAUCAAGCUGGAGGUUUGCUUUAUUCGUAA
Gongylonema pulchrum is the source of this 402-nucleotide messenger RNA. Lineage: Eukaryota; Metazoa; Nematoda; Chromadorea; Rhabditida; Gongylonematidae. The record is from the annotation of a GenBank genome assembly.